AUGGCAGCUCGUCAUGGCAACACGCGACUGACGGAUGUCCCUAUUACCACAGGAGCCUACGGUGUCGUCUACAAGGCUCGAGAGCUGAAACAUCCUAACCGUAUCGUUGCUCUGAAAAAGGUCCGACUCAAUGCCGAGGAUGACGGAGUCCCUGCUACAGCCAUGCGAGAAAUCUCCCUUCUCAAAGAAAUGAAGGACCCUAGUAUUGUCCAGUUGCUGAAUAUUGUACAUGCCGAUAGCCACAACCUCUAUCUUGUCAUGGAGUUCUUAGACAUGGACCUGAAGAAAUAUAUAGACUCUCUGCCUGUCAGCGAAGGUGGCCGCGGCAGACCUCUACCAAACGGAUUCAGACCGAGACUCGGUCUAGACGAAGCGAUAGUGAAAAAGUUCAUGGCACAACUGCUUGAGGGAGUCCGCUAUUGCCACGGUCAUCGUAUUCUACAUCGUGAUUUAAAGCCGCAGAACUUGCUCAUUGACCGCGAGGGAACCCUGAAAUUGGCUGACUUCGGACUGGCUCGAGCUUUCCGUAUUCCGCUGAGGAAGUAUACUCAUGAGAUUGUGACCUUAUGGUAUCGUUCCCCCGAAAUUCUUCUUGGGGGUCCUCGGUACUCCACCGGCGUCGAUAUGUGGUCUGUGGGAGCUAUUUUCGCUGAGAUGUGCACCCGCCGGCCGCUCGUCCCUGGUGACUCGGAGAUUGACCAAAUCUUCCAGAUAUUCCGUCUCCUUGGUACUCCGGACGAAGAGAACUGGCCCGGUGUCACUGCGUACCCCGACUACAAAGCCACUUUCCCCAAAUGGAAGCGGAUCCGCACCAUUCUAGUUCCAGGCCUAGAGAGUGCUGGCUGCGAGCUACUAGAUGCUCUUCUCCAAUAUGACCCCGCGACAAGACUUUCCGCAAAGCAGGCUUGCCUCCAUCAUUACUUUCCUAAUGGAAGUUCAUACUACUCCGGGCGCAUCCACCCUAGAUAUAUUGGGACCUGA
This is a messenger RNA of Penicillium robsamsonii, 981 nucleotides long. RefSeq lists its product as uncharacterized. Bases 1 to 981 code for a protein of 326 amino acids. Gene Ontology annotation, molecular function: cyclin binding; ATP binding; cyclin-dependent protein serine/threonine kinase activity. Gene Ontology annotation, cellular component: nucleus; cytoplasm; cyclin-dependent protein kinase holoenzyme complex. The transcript is spliced from 4 exons. Gene Ontology annotation, biological process: regulation of G2/M transition of mitotic cell cycle; signal transduction; regulation of gene expression. The record is from RefSeq and is a predicted model, not a curated record. Lineage: Eukaryota; Fungi; Ascomycota; Eurotiomycetes; Eurotiales; Aspergillaceae.